Messenger RNA from Microbotryum saponariae, 1332 nucleotides. Lineage: Eukaryota; Fungi; Basidiomycota; Microbotryomycetes; Microbotryales; Microbotryaceae. The record is from the annotation of a GenBank genome assembly.
AUGAGCGCGUGAGUAACAAUCACGAGCCUAGCAACGGGCACGCUCAAGAUCCUCGACAUUUCAACUCGCAUCGAGUGUGGAAGGUACCCAUGUCGUCAUCAUCCACCUUCGACGCGAACGUGCCGUGUUGCACACCACACCCUGCACGCCGGACUCCACUGACACCGACUCCUACUCCACUCCACUCCUACCCCAGAUCCUCGUCCUUGCUUCCCCACGCUCAAGCGCCCUACAUCGUCUUCACCGACUUUGACGGCACCAUCACCACGUGCGUACCUCCCUCCAGGCUUCGUUCGCGAGAGCAACUCGACAGCUCCCGAGUGACCCACCGCACACCGCAGGUAGCUCACAUCCUGUCUGCAUUCGUCUACAGCGAGGACUCGAACGAUGCCGCCACCGACAACGUAAGUACAGAUCUCGGAGAAUCCACCCUGGCGUCCACUGCACCCCGCACGCUCGACUAGGACCGGCGCUGACGGCCGAGAUCAACUCGUCUUCCCACAGCUCGGUUGUGGACUCGAGAAACGACGCGCGAUCAACCUCGAGAUUCUCAACGGCACCAAGGACUUUAGGUCAGUCGAACCUUGGGAUCUGCAUGGUCCGUUAGGGCAGGGCUUUGUGCUGAUCACGAUGUCGUCCUCCCGAAAAUUUCCGCGUGCAGGGACGCGUUCCGAGAAAUGAUCGACUCGGUCGCGGCUAACAAGACCUUUGACGAGACGCGCGAGUACCUUCGCAGCAGGAUCAAGCUCGAUGCCGGCUUCAAGUCCUUCUUCGAAUGGUGCAAGGCCCAUGACGUCCCCGUCGUCAUCGUCUCGUCCGGCAUGGUCCCCAUCAUCCGCGCCAUCAUGGAAAAUCUCGUCGGCAAAGAGGACGCGGCCAAGAUCGACAUCAUCGCCAACGACGUCGAGUACCUCCCCGACGGCAAGUGGACCAUCAAGUUCCGUCACCCCGAAUCGGGCUUUGGCCACGACAAGUCGCGGUCAACGUCCCCUUACCGCGAUCUCGAGCACAAGCCGACCCUUUUCUUUUGCGGCGACGGCGUCUCUGACCUUUCGGCCGCGCGUGCGGCGGACCUCUUGUUCGUCAAGGUCGUUCCGGGCCAUACGAACGACCUGUCCGUGCAUUGCGAUCGGGAAAAGAUACCCUACGUCGCGUUCGAGCAGUUCUUGCAGGUCAAGGUCAGUCCGGAUCUGACAUUGGCUUCUUAGCACCCUGCACGGAGCGCAUCUAAUCGGAAUUUCCUGUGUCCCUCUCUUUCACCUCGCUCUGCAGGACGCUGUAGCCGAUGUGAUCGAGAAGCGGGCGACGAUCGAGCAGUUGUUGAAGCAAUAG